This is a messenger RNA of Thalassophryne amazonica, 16220 nucleotides long. It is a transcript of the gene rnf213a, whose product is annotated as ring finger protein 213a. NCBI's taxonomy places the organism in Eukaryota, Metazoa, Chordata, Actinopteri, Batrachoidiformes, Batrachoididae. Bases 142 to 15768 code for a protein of 5208 amino acids. Gene Ontology annotation, cellular component: nucleolus; cytosol; membrane. The record is from RefSeq and is a predicted model, not a curated record. The transcript is spliced from 68 exons. Gene Ontology annotation, biological process: negative regulation of non-canonical Wnt signaling pathway; ubiquitin-dependent protein catabolic process; sprouting angiogenesis. Gene Ontology annotation, molecular function: ubiquitin-protein transferase activity; metal ion binding; ATP hydrolysis activity.
CGAAACUUUAUCGGUCAGGCGGAAAUGAGUUGCCGAACUGACAGCGGCUUUGCACGCAGUGAAUCAAUGUGCGCAGUUGUUUUUGCCGGACUCUGGCACACAGAUCCAUUUGCACUAUCAGCAGAACACUGACAUGUGAAGAUGAGGUGCUCCCACUGUGGCCAUAAUAUUGUGGAGUUGAAAGCCAAAUUCUGUAGUGAAUGUGGAAAACAGCUGUCAAGCCAACCACAAAAAAGCACAACAGACACAGCAUGUAAGCCCAAGUCUUUGAUAGCUGACUUGGACAGUACAACUGAGAAGUCUGUUUUGCAGAAAGACAUUCCACCUGGUGACAGGAGGGAAUCAAACCAAUAUCCCAAGCGACCUAAUGAAGAAAGUGUUAGUGUACCAAAGAAAAAGAAGAAAAAGAGGAAGAGAAACAGAAAGAAGAAAGAUGGGAGUGAAGAGAAAGAGGAAAGCCUUUCUGACAUGUCUCACAUCUCUUAUGGAGCAAGAAGGAAGACAACACAAGAAGAAAAAGACUCUUCAGACAAUGACAGCUCAGAAAACGCAAUGGAUGAAACACAAGACUCACUUCAGUAUGAACUGGAGAGCCAGCCUAGUUCUCUAGGAGCUGAUAGUAGUGCUGAAACCACAUCUACCACUCAAAGUAAGGGAACCGCUGCCACAUUUCCACCAGAGGUGGCCAUGAACCUCCCAGAUAAUGGAACAGAGAACGAUAAGACACCACAAUCAGCUGGGGAGAAGAAAUCACAAGCAGAAGCACCUGACAGUCUAACCCCUGUUCCACAUUCAGGGGACAGCGUGAAUACAAUGUCAAAGUCUGGUUCCAGUGGUUCAAAGGUCAGUAAUGUGAAAGGCCAAAAGCCUGAAGGGAAAAAUCCUAAGAUGAACAAGGAUGUGGUUAAAGAUGAGCAUCCUGUACCGGACAAGAAUCCUAAUGUGGAUUCAACUACAGGCCAAACAGCAACACCUCAACACAAAGGGAAAAGUCAACAGAAACAAAAAGUGACACAAACUAAGGCAGCUGGACAAAUGGUUUUUGGCCCACAAAAGUUAUCACAGUUCAAAAGCGUAGGCUCCAGUGUGGAUCCUGUAGUAGUACCAUUGGAGGUUCAGCAAUCCGAAGGCCAACAGGACCCAAGUACAGCAGAAACAUCAGACGGUGGCGGUGGACGUAAACACGGUAGUGAGGAUAAGACUGAAUCCAACACUUCGCCUGAGCUGCCACCCAAAAGGCCACUGAGGAACAAGACCAUUGCAACACAUGACAGGCUUACAGUUUACUUUCAUGCUGUUCUCUCAAAGGAUUUCAAAUUUGAUCCAAAUGAAGACGGGAUUUUUAUUAAGGCAGGACAUCUAAUCGGAUCAUGGGAUGACAAUGCAGUUGAACUGUCAGCGACAAGGGAUCUUGGAGACCAUGGACUUUUAGUUGAAGGCUGUCUGGUGACGAGAAAAGCUGCUUGUAUUUCUGAAUCAAUACCAUACAAAUAUGUUGUCUACAAGGGAAAAAAGCAGAAAUAUGACUACGAAUACAUUUACAAACUUAAUCAUUCAGACGUCCCCACCAACAGAUGUUUGUUUGUGAAAGAAUGCUGCCUCAGUGAGGAAGGGGAGUGGCACCAGUAUGAUGACAUCAUUUGUGCUGAGCCUGGCAUCUUGCAGUCUGUUAAAGACAACUUAAAAGAAUUUUUCUCGAAAAAACAGAGGAGCCUGGUUAAAGGCAGAGAGAUUGCAGGGAAUGUAAUGCUGGAGUCCAUAUUUGAUCUUCUCAGAAGUUGGGAUGAUACUAAUCUGAAGAAUUUUCUAGUCCAGCUACACCAGUUUUUUGAGGUUUACUCAGACCCCUAUGUGUAUGAGGAGAAGGAGAAGAAGUGGUCCUCCUUAAACUAUACGAAAGAUGAUGUGAAGAAAAUGCUCAAAGAAUUCUUCCUCAAAAAAGUAAUUCCUCAGGUAGAAAAGGAUGGAGAUGGGAAGAGCCUCUACAUUCAGGACCCUGUGAAAGCGGCUUUGGUCAUGCAGUAUGUGUGUACACAGUAUGAAAUCAGACUGCAAGAUUCAGAGAUGCUGGGGCUUUGCAGUGCGCUGUGCUUGCCCGUGCACAGCAGAGAUGAUUUCCUUCAGUACUGGGCUGAUUUUUCUCAGCCUGUUUCUAGUCUCAAAGGUUUGCAAAAAGUGUUGGUGACUCUGAUAAAAGCUGUGAGACAUCUAGGAAGUCCCAAGUGGAUUUUGGUAAUUCCACUUCUCCACCUCCUCAAUGGCACCACAAAGCCCUUCUACUCUCAGACUUCAGGGAAUCUAAAGUUUGGCCCAUCCUGGGCAGGUCUGCAAGAUCUUGACGUGGGUAAUUCAAGACCCAUGAACGGUCAAGAGAGAAGGGCAUUGGUGAAGAUAAUUAAAACCUACAAUCAUUUGAUGAGAGUGGAUCCACUUGUAGCUCGGGCCUGUUUGUACUUUAUGUCACUUGAUGAACUGGAGGAGUGCAGCAUUGAAAUAAACAUUGAGCUUUUGGACAUGCUUCAUGUUUUCACGAAUAAGGCUCCUCUUGAGAUUAGCUAUAGCAACUUUGAGAAAGUAGCAGACAUCCUUUCACACAUAAUUGGGAAACUGAUUGAGAAAAAAUACAGCUAUUUUAAUGAGGCUUAUGGGAGAGAAUGCCUUGUAACAGCAGUGAAACUAUUAGAAAAGAUCUGCAAAGGAGUCAGACCUGCAAGCUACACCAUGAGGUUUACAGACAUUCCUGUAGUUUGCAUGAAUCUGGUUGCAGUGGUCUCAGGCUUUAUUCUAAUGAACAUCAAACAGUUGCCUCCUGAAGACGAGAGCGAUCUGCAAUAUGUGAAAGACCUGGUGAUGUGCCGUGCAUUGAAAACUGUUAGAGACUGGAUCAGUCAAUUCUUCAGACAGAGUUUGCUCACCAGAGGUUUGUCCUCCUUGUAUCUCAGAGUGGAGGCUACAGAAGAACUCGAAGUGUGGAAUAAUAUAAUCUCCCUUCAGUUUGAAGAUGUGGCUUGCACAAAAGAAUGGAGACAGAAAUUUACAAUGGAUUUUGAGGGCAAGUUUAAAAACGAGACUCCUUUGGAUCAGAUUGAAUUCUACUGCACAAAAAUCGAGGAGCUCAGUCAUUCCCAUCAACACAUUGCUGCUAUUAUUGAAAAAUGUGCUCUUGAAGCUGUUACAGCUUUGUGUCAGACAAAGUCUGAAGGCCAGCUGUUUGACAGGCUCAAGAUAAACUGGAAGUUUGGAAAACUCAUGUCAGCCAUAAUCCAAAAAUCAUGGCCAAAGGAUAAUCAGGGAAAUUAUCACGAAGAUGAAGAAGUCAUCCUGAAACAUCUCCUCUCCUGGUCUGCUGCCAAAGAUGUCUUCCAGCUACACGGUGCAGAUGAAAAGUUGAUUGAACAGCUCUCACCCGAUGCCACUGCCAGAAUUGCUGUAGCCAUAUCAGCCUUCUCAGCCACAGUAAAACAACUUGUGCAAGGAAGCAUGAAGAUAGGGCUGCUCAAUAUCAUUCUGGAGAAGAGAAAUGCCUUUUUAGAGCUGUUAAAAACUGAUUGUUUUGCUGAGAAUGAACAAUACAAGAAUACUGACAAAAUGACGAGGAUUCUCCAGUGCAGACAAGAUGAGGUGGCUGCUGUGUACCACGAGAAGGAGCUUGUGAAUGCCUUCUUAACAAUGAGUCACAAGCUUGAAGAACACAUGACAGUUGAUCUUGCUGACAUGGAAAAGAGGCAAGAGGUCGAGAUUGAAAGCUUUCCCCUGAACCACUUCAUGGAAGUUCAUCCUUUUGGGCAACUACCUUCUGACAAAGCUGGAAUUGUCACAUACUUUGAUCUUGAAGAAGAUAUCAGAAAUGCAGCAGAAGUCCUGUACACCUUCAGGGACAGCUACAUGUUCAAAGUGUGUUGGGACAACCAAGCCAGAUCUGUAGCUGUCAAAGAAUUGGGGAAUGAAGACUCUGAUGAACACAAGAUAGUGGAUUUGAUGUUAACACCAGAAGAUAUACAUUAUGACAUUUUCGAGCCUUGUUUUUCUGAUUAUAAAGACAUCUACACUUGCCUGAAGAACGGCACAAUGACACUUGAAAAAGUCAAAGAACUAUUCAGACAAUACAAGGGCAAGUACAAAGAACUUGCACAAGACCUGGACAUGAUGUGCAGAAUUGAUAAUUCAGUCGACAAACAAUGGAUUCCCACAAAGGUUGAACAGAUUGAGCAGUAUCAUGAACUUCAUCUAGCUGUGGCAUCUGCUGAGGUCAUCAUGAUGGUCAAGGAGACGCUUGGUCUUCAAGGUGACUUCAGGGUUCUGCAGACACUCAUAGAAGUUAAUCAUGCACAUUUUCAGAAAGAGCCAUUGAAUCGGAUUGACAAUGAUUUGAUGCAGGCAAAAAUGGUUCUUGUGGACAUUACUGAACCACGCAGACUUUGUCUACAGGAACUUGGACAAAGAAAAUGGUUCGUAAAAUGGGUAAAGGAUGCACUUGAAGAUAUCAAUGAGCUCAAGGUGUUUGUCGAUCUGGCCUCUAUUUCGGCGGGAGAGAAUGACAUGGAUGUGGAUCGUGUUGCUUGCUUUCACGAUGCUGUUCUUGGCUACUCUUCAUUGCUUUAUGAGCUCAAACCAGACUGUGGUUUUAAUGCCUUCAAAGAGAUGCUCAAGAAACUCUGGAGAGCUUUGGAGAAUGACUGCAACCUACCAAAAAAGCUGCGUGACAGUGCACGUCAUCUGGAAUGGCUGAAGACUGUGAAGGACAGUCAUGGGUCGGUGGAGCUCUCAUCUUUGUCAUUAGCAUCAUCCAUCAACAACAACGGAACCUACCUGAUCAGGGCAAAAAAUGUAAAAAAGCUGAACCUUGACACAGUGCUGAAGCUGCAGAUUCUGGAGACCCAUGAUGAAGGUCAGCAGUGGCGCGAUUAUUCUCUUGAAGAUCUACGAGAACUCCAGAAUAAACUCAUGCUCAUGUCUGGAAAAGGUGAUCAGGGACAGAAGGAAGUUGAUCACUUUGCAGAGGUUUUUGCCAGCGUUCAAAGGCUAGGUGAGGCAUUCAUUGCCUUGUACACUGCUGGGAACCCUUUAUUCAGACACUGGGAAGCUCAAAUCAGAUGCAGCAUAACGAGUUAUGAACCUAGCAUCGUAAUGGACUUCAAUCUAGGGAGUGUGCUCAGUGUUGUCAUUGUGGAGGGCAACAUAGAAGAGCAACUUCCUGAACUUUGUAAAAAAAUGGAAAAAUGUCUGGAGUACUGGAUGGACUUUAUGGACAAACAGAGAUCACAGCAUUAUUAUUUGAACUAUUAUACAGCGGAACAGAUUGUGUAUCUGUGUAGUAAGUUGACACAGCAGAAUGUGACCACUGUGGAGGAGCAAGUUCUCACGAUGCUUUCCUUUAUCAAACCGAACUGCACAGCCUCAGAUCUCAGGCAGGCACGGCAUGCACUCCAAUACAAAAUGCUCACCAGAUCGCAAGAACAAAAUGAGGACCUCGAUUUUCAGACUUUUGUGUUGCCAAAAAGUCAAAUGGGAGACCAAGAGUCCACCGGCGAGCUGGAUCCUCUGCCAAGUAUUGUGCAUCAAGCAGGUGGUUCUCAAAAUUUUGACUUGAUAUGGAAUGCUUAUAUGAAAGACAUGAAGAAUUUUCUUCCCCACAUUCUUGAUACAAAAAGCCUUGGAAUAUUGUUGGAAGUCCUAGCUAAAGAACAUGAGGUUGAUGAAGACUUUUCUGAAGUCCACACCAGGAUGUACAUUAAAAGGGAGCUACCUCAGGGUCUGAUGACUGGGAAACCAAACCUUAUUGUUUGCCCACAAGAAGAGGUCUUGACAUGUUGCAUAUCUCUUUACAUGAGCAGUGAACAUGAGACACUUCCCACUUACGACGAAGUUCUCCUGUGCAACUCCUCGACGCCUUAUGAAGAAGUGGAACUGUUCCUCAGGCGUUGUCUCUCUGUAGGCUAUAGAGGACAAAAGAUAUACACUCUCCUCUAUGGAGAUCUACUUACCUACGAUGUAAGCUCUAAAAUCGACACCUUUUUUCAGCAAAUGAAAAUGCAGAGUAGAAAAGACUACAGACUUGUUGUUAUCUGUAGCUCAGAAAGAGAGCGUGCCUAUCUUCAAUCAGCUUUCAGUCAGUACAAACUACACAUGGUUCCCCAAGAGCCAUUGGCCAGGAUCCAGAGGUACCUCCACCAACACUAUGUUGUCUCAGCAGAUCAAAACAGUGCUGCAGCUGCUUUCAAAGACCGCCUGUGUGUGGGAGUUGUAUCAUCCAAAAGAGCUGGUGUUGGUAAAUCUCUCUACAUCCGAAGGCUUUAUGAAAAACUGAUGCAUUUAUCUAAAAAGCCACCAGUGAUGAAAUGUAUUCGCAUGAUUGAACCACAUGUUGAUGAAAAUGUCAUCCUUCAGUCUUUGCUCAAGAGCACUAAGACAGGAGCACUCACAAUUUUCCAUUUUGAUGUCACAUCAUCGGUGCAGAAAGGCCUCCAUGAGUUUCUCUUCAAGCUGUUGAUUCUGCGAUAUCUGGUGGGCUCUGAAGGCGAGAUGUGGAAGUGUAGCAACAAGCAUCUGUACAUUAUUGAACUUUUAGAACAAGCUAUGAAGCCAUCCAGAAGUGCAACCCAAAAGGCUCAAACUAGGUCAUUCAUUGAUGUGUUUCCCAACAUAUUCUGCCAACCACCUAAAAAAGUGCUAAUGCUAGAAAUGAGGAAGCACGAAGAUCCCACCAUUGUGAACAGUGAGGACCCGCUGAUGGAUGACGAAGAAUUCAGGAGUGCAGCCUUCCAACGACCAUACCAAUAUUUAACUCGGUUUCACAACCAUAUUGAACUUGACAUGUUCACAUAUCAUGGUGUUGAAGGGUCACAUGUGGAAUGUCUUCAGGUGCUUCUCAUGUACUGUGGCAUUAUGGAUCCAUCCUGGGCAGAACUCAGAAACUUUGCGUGGUUCCUAAAUCUCCAGCUACAAGAUUGUGAGACAUCUGUUUUUUGUGAUGCCACUUUCAUUGGAGAUACUCUCACUGGUUUUAAAACCUUUGUGGUGGACUUCAUGAUUCUGAUGGCAAAGGACUUUGCCACUCCAUCACUCAACAUCUCUGACCAGAGUCCUGGAAGAAUCCAAGUCGACCUGACUGGUGUUCGUGAUGAAGACUUGGCCCCUUUUUUGAUUCGGAAAAGAUGGGAAACUGAACCACAUCCAUACAUCUUUUUCAAUGAUGAUCAUGUGUCCAUGACCUUCAUUGGGUUUUAUCUUCAGCCCAAUGAACAGAAGUUUGUAGAUGCCAUUGACCCCACAUCUGGAAGAGUCAUUAAAAAUAAUGUAAUGACCUUGUCAUUGUAUGAAGGCCUGAAGCUUCAGAGAGUCCCUUUUAACGUGGACUUUGAUAGCCUACCACGAGGGGAGAAAAUUGAACGACUCUGCAGUGUUCUCGGGAUCCAGUGGCCUCUUGACCCAGAUGAAACUUAUGAGCUCACCACUGACAACAUAUUAAAAAUGCUUGCGAUUCAUAUGCGUUUCCGAUGUGGCAUCCCUGUCAUAAUCAUGGGAGAAACGGGGUGUGGUAAGACCAGGCUCAUCAGAUUUCUUUGUGAGUUGCGGCGGAGUGGUGUUGCUACUGAAAACAUGAAGCUGGUCAAAGUGCAUGGAGGAACAACUUCAGGGAUGAUUUACAAUAAAGUCGAAGAAGCAGAACUCAUAGCUUCCACCAACAAAGAAGACUACGGCUUUGAUUCUGUUCUCUUCUUUGAUGAGGCCAACACCACAGAGGCCAUCAGUAGUAUUAAAGAAGUACUGUGUGAUAAGACCAUCAAGGGGGAAAGCUUGAAAGCCAACUCUGGAUUGCAGAUUAUCGCAGCCUGCAAUCCUUAUCGAAAGCACACAGAUGACAUGAUUCAGAGGUUGGAAUCUGCUGGCCUUGGGUACAGAGUUCGAGCUGAAGAAACAGAUGAAAAGCUUGGAUCUAUCCCUCUGCGCCAGUUGGUGUAUAGAGUUCAGGCAUUGCCACCAAGCAUGAUCCCGCUGGUGUGGGACUUUGGGCAGUUAAAUGAUCAAACAGAGAAAAUAUACAUCCAACAGAUUGUUCAAAGAGUGAUUGCAAUGAAGGGACUUGACCCAGAUUACAUAUCAUUAAUCACAGAGGUCCUUUCAGCCUCACAGAGGCACAUGCGGAAAAGAAAAAAUGAGUGCAGCUUUGUUAGUCUGAGAGAUGUGGAACGCUGCAUGCAGGCUUUUGUUUGGUUCUAUGAGAACCAUGAGAUGUUUUUUGAAGAGCUUGAAGAAUUUGAGAAAAAUCAAAGUACAGAGAAAAAUGAAAAACCCCAGAAGUAUGCAGAAGAUAGAGACCCUGUACUUUGGUCCCUUGUUAUGUCCAUAGGAGUGUGCUACCAUGCUUGUCUAGAAAAAAAGGAGAAGUACCAACAGAUUGUGUGCAAAGGCUUACCAGGAUACAACCAAGCAAAAAUAAAGCAAGACAUCUCAGUGAUGCAGGAUUUGCUUUUAAGCGGAGUGCCACUAGGGGAAACUAUUGCAAGAAAUGGUGCCCUCAAAGAGAAUGUCUUCAUGAUGGUUCUCUGCAUUGAGCUAAGAAUCCCUCUUUUCCUUGUUGGGAAACCUGGCAGUUCAAAGUCUCUGUCAAAAACUCUGGUAGCAGAUGCAAUGCAGGGACAAGCUGCUCACUCUGACCUCUACAAAAGGCUGAAACAGGUUCAUUUGGUGUCCUUCCAGUGUAGCCCUCACUCAACACCAGAAGGCAUUAUUAAUACAUUCAAACAAUGCGGCCGCUUCCAGGAAGGAAAAAAUCUGGACGAGUACAUUUCAGUUGUGGUUCUGGAUGAGAUUGGAUUGGCUGAGGACUCCCCAAAGAUGCCACUGAAAACCCUUCACCCUCUGCUGGAAGAGGGAUGUAUCGAUGAUGAUCCACUACCACACAAAAAGGUUGGGUUCAUUGGCAUCUCCAACUGGGCUUUAGACCCUGCAAAAAUGAACAGAGGCAUAUUUGUAUCUCGUGGUGAUCCUGAUGAGAAGGAACUCAUUGAGAGUGCUAAAGGAAUAUGCUCAUCUGAUGCAAUGGUUUUGGAGAAGAUCAGAGAUUUUUUUAAACCCUUUGCGAAAGGCUACUUGAGGAUCUGUCGCAAGCAAGGAAAAGGCUUUUUUGGCCUACGUGACUAUUACAGCUUGAUUAAGAUAAUUUUCGCAGUGGCCAAAGCUUCUCAACAGAAACCAACAGCAGAGGAGAUUGCGAAGGCUCUGUUAAGAAACUUCAGUGGCAAGGAUGAUGUUCAUGCACUUCGUGUCUUUACCGAAAGACUGCAGAUUGCCCCAAACCUUGAAAAUAUCAGUGCAAUUGAGUUUGUGAGACAGAACAUUCAGGCAGUUGGCCAAGAUGACGAAUGCCGUUACUUGCUGGUGUUAACCAAAAACUAUGUUGCUCUACAGAUUCUCCAGCAAACCUUCUUCUCUGAAUGUGGCCUGCCAGAAAUAAUCUUUGGUUCCAGCUUCCCAAAAGACCAAGAGUAUACCCAAAUAUGUCGCAACAUCAACAGAGUAAAGAUCUGCAUGGAGACAGGUCAGACUGUCGUACUCCUAAACUUGCAGAAUCUUUAUGAAAGUCUCUAUGAUGCACUUAAUCAGUACUAUGUUUACUUGGGAGGACAAAAAUAUGUGGACCUGGGACUGGGAACCCACCGCGUCAAAUGCAGAGUGCACCAAAACUUCCGGCUCAUUGUAAUUGAGGAAAGUGAAGUAGUGUACAAACAAUUCCCAAUACCUCUCAUCAACAGGCUGGAGAAACAUUAUCUGGACAUCCAAACUGUCCUCACAAGGGAUCAAAAGAGGAUUGUGGAUGAAUUGGAGAGAUGGGUUGUCCUUUUUGUCUCCCUCAGCAGCCAGCAUGCAACAGUGACCCAGACGUACAAAUACCUCCCGCCAGAUGUUUUUGUUGGCUAUCACUCUGAUACCUGUGCUUCAGUGGUUCUUCAAGUCAUAGAAAAGCAGAAGGAUGACAUGGAAAUUUCAGAUAAUGGCAGGAGCAUCUUGGAUGAGGCUAAAUUUAACUUGCUCAAAUGCGCAACUCCUGACUCAGUGGUGCGGUUGGACUGCACAGACCUUCCCAAAGUGGAAAUUGAAUAUCUGUCCAGGGUCUAUUUCAAGGAGCAGAAGAGCAGUUGUUUAAGUGACUUCAUAUUUGCUCACAUACGCCAAGAGGCACAUCGCCGCUCCUUCACUGAGGUGACGACAUUCUCCAGACUUCUGACAACAUCAGACUUGGAGCCCUUGAAGCAGGUGUUGCACACUGUGGCGCUUCUCUCCCUCCAGCAGUUUGACACAGAACAAUCAUUCUUAAAGAAGAUAAGGAGUUUCCUGACGGAAGCAAAUGGGCACAUUCAGGCUAUGAACAAGAUCCUCAUCAUUCAGUGCGAUUAUGAUGAAACCUCUCAAAGUGCCAAUCUUAUUGCGUCUGCAAAACAUUCAUCUAUCAAUGAAAUCAACAAGAUAAGUCAGGAGAACACAGGAAGCAAGGUGUUUGUCUACUUCAUCACCAGACUUCCGAGAGUGGAAGGAGGGACGUCCUAUGUUGGUUUUCACGGAGGCCCUUGGAAAUCAGUUCAUAUUGAUGACCUCAGAAAGUCAAAAGAUAUCAUUUCAGACAUCAAAGCCUUGCAAAACAUGACAAUCAGCCAACUGUUUGAACAAAAGAAAUCAUCUGAAGCAAUGGAGGUAGAUGAUGACCUGUACAAUGAGAAUGAGCAGGAUGAUGGCGAAUUUGAGAAUGAAAAUGGCUGGGAUACCGUUCUUGAUACUACAGGGCUCGUGCGGAGCUGUGUGCAAAGUGCAGUGGGCAUGCUGAGGGACCAAGUGGAAAGUGGGUUCCGCAGUAUGCGGCGAGUGGAGAUCCUUAUGACCCUCCUCACUGACCAUGGGGAAUUUGUCCACACUGUGAAGCGGUACCUUCACUCCCUGCUUGCAGCUCAUGAGGGUAACGCCUUCUCCGCCUUUAAAAGUAACUGGGUCAUUAAGGAGGCCUCCAACAUUGACGCCUUGCAAGAAGGCGGAACAUUCAGGCACACCCUGUGGAAGCGAGUUCAGGCUGUGGUCACCCCCCUCUUGGCUCAGCUGGUGUCAGUCAUUGACCGGGAUCAAAACUUGGACAUUUUGCUAGACAGCAACUGUGAUGAAUCUGUUAAGAGGCUGUGGUUGGAUAUCUUUGGAAUUGAUAAGUUGCUACAAGUCUCACACAUAACACUGGACCACAUCUCUGAAACAAGGAUGAUCGUUGUGCAGAACUACAUUGCCUUAGACAGGAAUACUGGUUGCACUAUGCCAUUCAGUUGGAGGAUCAGGGACUACCUAGAGGAACUCUGGGUUCAUGCACUUCACCGUGAAGGCCAUACCCAGCGUGAGUUUGAUGAGUUCUUCUGGAAGACUCCAUUGGGACGAUGUAUUGCUAAGGCAGACCCUGAAAUGCAGACAGAAUUUUUUCAGCGCUACCUACAGGAUUUUAUCUCCAUGACGAUGAACGUGACUUGUCAGGAUGAUCUACAGCUACUGUGUGGUGCUUUGAACUCUUGUGUCAGUGAGUUGUGGUCGCAGCACGAUGACAAAGAAAUGCCAUUAUCACUUCCAUGGGUCCAUGCUGCUUAUCACAAAUUCAAGAAUCGACUGCAGAAUCUUUCCAGAAUGAUCUGCAUUGAGCCCCAGGUGACCGAGAAUCUCUCGACAAUCUCUCGUGCUCGUGAUGGAGUGGAACUGGUACUUGACGUGUAUGCUGCGUUUGCAUGUGUCGAGCAUCUCGAGCCUCAAGCUCUGAACACAGAUGCUCAGAGACGAGCCUGGCUCAGACAGGUCAAAAAACUUCAGGUGCCUAUUGAGUUGGUCUGCUCAGAAAGCAGUAUGAAACAUUACGGAGAGAGGAGCAAAACGAUCGUCUCUAGAGUACAAGCCGGAUGGAAUCGUGUAUUCUCUCUGUCUGUAUUUGUGGAGCACAUGCUGUUGGGCAUCGAGGAGUUGGAAAAGAAUUUGACACCUUUAGUUUUGGAUCAUACACGAAGGCUGAACCAGAUACUGGAGAAAAAUUCUGACCUUAAAGCUCAACAGACAUUUGAGGCUGUAAUUGGUUUACUCAAGACCUGUAAAGAUGAAGCAGUUGAGCGCAUCUUCAGGUAUGGCAUGAUGCUGUGCCCAGUGUGUUUGGGAGACCCACACAACCCUCUGUGCCUUCCGUGUGAACACAUAUACUGCUUGGCCUGUAUCAAACAAUGGCUGAUGCCCGGUCAGAUGUAUUGUCCCCUGUGCAUGCAGCAAGUUCCAGAUGACUUUCCUGUGGUUCCUUCAGAAAAAAUAAGGAUUGUAGUCAACACUCACACUCAGUUCAGGAAGCAAUGCAAUGCUUUUUUCAUUGACCUGGUGUCUAGCAUGUGCUUCAAAGACAACUCUCCCCCAUGUCCAGCUGUCAUUUCUGAUUUGCUGUCCUUUCUCAUGGUGGAGACCAAAGGAUUUCCCUUCAUUGGAGCCAAUCGGCAAAUCCUGACAAAGGUGCUCUCUCCGUUUGAUGACUCUGUGGAUAAAAACCCAGUGGUUCGGUCAGUUGUGCUCAAACUCCUGCUGAAAUACAGCUUUGAUCAAGUUAAAAGGUACCUGCAGCAGCAUCUGACGGCAGUUGAGCAGAACAACAUCUUGGAGGAGGCUGACAAAACCGAAUUGUACUGCAUGUACAUCAACUGCUUGGAGGAUUCCAUGUUUGAGAGGUUACAGUUCAGAUCUGCAGCAGACCAGCAGCUGUGCCUGAAGGAUGAAGGUGCUUUCCUGAAUGACUACUUAUCAGAUAGUCAUUCCCCAAUAACAGCCACCAUAGACUACUUGCAGCAGGUGGCCAGGGUGCGAAUGGACCUGGAUCUGGCUGCUCAUCUCCUUGUGGAAAAACUCACAGCUACAGGACCUCGUGAGGGUGGUCACAAUGGAACCACUGCAUUCCUGAAUGGUGUGAUGAAUCUGUGUCGGUGCAGUGGCAAUGACUGGUACCGUGUCUACAUAAUUCGGAAGAUCUGCAGUCAGCAGGGAGUGGAGUUUGUUCAGAAGCUUCUCACAGUGAAUGAACUGCAAUGGCUCUUCCCUGAAAAACUUCUGAAUAAGAAGGACGAAACCAGCCCCAUAGACCAGUUUCUUGUCUGUGGAGAAGAUUAUAGGGAGAUCAGAAAUGCUGUGGCAAAGGUACUCCUAGAAGGCAAAAAGGAUGGACUUGACGAGACCUGUGAGGGAUGCAAAUGCUUACCUAAAAAGACAACAGCUUAUCUUCUCUUGGCGCUCUACAGAGAAGUCACCCUGCUCUAUAAAGAAGCCAAUACAAGCUUCCAUCCCAAGCCUGAGCAGUUGCAAGCCUUGUUGACCUUCAGCCAGGCUUCCAGAGUUCUUCACACUCCAGAGAUGAAGGUCUUUGCUCGGGCCCUUGUGACCAACCAGCUCGGGCCACUGACAGUGCGUCCUGGGAUCUCUGGCACACUGUGUGCGAUUAUGGAGCUAACUAUUCACCUGGCUGCUGUUUUGCUCUGUGGAACCUGCAGCAUCUUGAAUCCACUACAGCAACUGGCAAUGGCUCCUGCCAACAUGCAGGCCUCCUUUUUGCCCACCAUGCCAGAAGAUAUGCUCGCAGUGGCUCACCAAGCUAUGGGACCCAUUCAGUGGUACUAUUGUCCAAAUGGACACCCCUGCACCAUUGGUGAGUGUGGCCAACCCAUGGAAACCAGUCGAUGUUUGGACUGUGGUGUUGUAAUUGGAGGUGCCAACCACCGGCCUGUCCUUGGGUUUCAACGUGUUCAGUUUCAGGGUGAUCGCACACAGAAUGGUCACAUCCUUGGUGACCCCAGUCGUCGGGACAGUCCUGACAUGCUGGACACAAAGAGCCUUUCACCUGUUUCCUUCAACAUUGCCCGUAUGCUCACUCACAUGGCCAUGCUGCUCGGUAUCAGCAGUCACACACAGUCGAUCUCAAACAUCAUCAAGCCUCAAGUUCCUGACACAGGAACGUUUCUGGUUGCUCAUCUGCUAAAAGACAUGGAACAUCUCAUCAGGUCACUGGGCAAAGGGACCGAUGACACAGUCAAUACACUUCACCUGGUGAUCAGGAGCCUCCUGGAACCCAAGCAGCCCCAAACAUGGCCUGUUCCAUAUGACGGUCUGCUCACUACCAAAGAAGCUAGAAAUGGAUGGGAGGUCGAACUGAGCCAGUCCAUCACUCCUCAGCUGAAGCAUUUGGACAGACAGUUAAAGGAAGUGAACGCAUUCAUCCGGGCUGACUCCCGCAUCUCUACCAAUCCUGUCAUGAUGGUUAUUUUCGGUGAUCCCCAACUCUUCCUGGGCACACUUCCCUCUAAUUCACUGAUCCACAGCAAUGCAGUGUGGACCUGCAGGGAGAAAAUGUCUCUGUUGAGCCUGACCCACGUCGUAGAGCAGAAUGAUGGCAAAGACACCCUGCCUGUACUCUGGAGGUUUUUGCACAAGGAAAGAGAACUCCGGCUGGUGAAGUACCUUCCUGAUAUCCUCACUCUCCAGAGAGAUUUGGUUAAGAAGUUUCAAAACAUCACCGAGCUGACUUGUAACACCAUGGCUGAAUUCCUCCAAAGUCAGGAAGCAGUUUCACUGAGAUCCUGGUAUGAGAAAAACAUCCAAAUCUUCCUCACAUCUUGGAAUCAGCUCAGGGUGUCUUUGGCAACCAAUGGUGAGAUCAAGAUCCCGGCUGAGUUCUGCAAGAAAGACCUGGAUCUCAACAGUGAUUUUAAGGUGCUGUUACCACGGAGACAAGGCCCAGGCCUGUGCUCGACAGCCCUGGUCAGCUACCUCAUCGCCCUGCACAAUGAUCUGGUUUACUGUGUGGAUAAACACACUGGAGAGGAGACCAGUUAUAAAGUGAGCCCUGCAGAUCUGACCGAACUGCACGUGAUCCGAUACGAGCUGGAAAAGGACCUGAUGCCCGUCAUUCUGUCCAACACCCAGUACACCAUUGAGAGAGGCCAGGAGACCAUUCAGGAGUACAACUUGGCCAAAAUCCAGAGACAGAUCCUCUCCCACUUCCUGCUGGGAAAACCUCUCAUCACGCUCAAUGGCAUUCCAACACUCGUGAACAGACACGACCGCGACUACGAGAUUAUCUUCAAGGAUAUAAAGGCAAAAGUGGCGCAAGAGCCUCUUCAGACACUCGCCCUCUUUGCCCUGGCUGGUGAACUUCACUCCUACAGCGAUGUAUGUGAGGCCUUGUCCACGCUUGAAGUGGCCCUGGGCUUCCUGGCGAUGACUGGUGGGGAGCCUGAGAUGCAGCUGGCCGGUUACCUGGAGGAGGUGCUGCAAAUGGGAAGCCAGAUGCCUCCCCACAUCCUCAAGACGCUGAGCACGUGUUGUCUGAAGCACUGUGUGGCCCUGUGGCAGCUUCUGGCAUCACUGAAAUCGGAAAAUAUGCUGCGGCUCAAGAGGGAUCCAUUUGUGGGAAUCUGUGAGUCGUAUAAGGAUACCCUGGGUGAGGAUGAGCGCAGGCUGCUGACUGCUUUCUUUUCUAAGAGCAGCGCUGACAGGUUCCUGCUGGAGAUGCAUGAGUUCCUUGUGCUGGUCCUCAAAAAACCCAAAGCACCAGAUAACUACAACCCUGAUUGGAGCUUGAAAGAAACACUGGUGGGUUACAUGCAGUACAAAGACCUGGACGUUCCCAUUGACGUGGAGGAGCUCUUCCCAGAGAAGAUCCUGCUCUCCCAAUAUGUGGAAGCUUGGAAGUUCAGCGUAGCUUUCAAGCAGGAGCGCAGUCAGAGAUGAUGAGGGCACGACACUGAGCGUCAUCACGUCUACCUUCCCUGUUUUUCCUUUAUUAAAUUCCUCAAAAAAAUGUUUACAAUCAUAACAAAAUUACUUUGUGAUAUUUUAUACCUACUGAUGCGUGAGACGUUUUGAACUUUGUUGUGCCUCAACCCCAGGGUGCAGCUCACUCCAGAUGUGAGCUACGAUUCCUCUUAAAAACAAAAACAUUUUUUUGAAGUUGGUUUAAUUCUGUGUUCUUGUGUUGCAUUGCUAUUUUUUUUGUAGUCAUAUGUGAAAGUUUUUUUUUCUCACACUUUAUUUCUAAUGUGAAAUUGUUUGGACCAAAGAGAUGUGAACAUAAAAAUUUUCUUCCAUGUUAACUCAGGUGUUGAACUUGACCAUCAUAAAUUUUAGAAACGUAAGUGUAAAUGAAGCAAAUCAUUUAAUAAAGAAUAAUUCAGGUCUCAGAA